Messenger RNA from Parnassius apollo (apollo), 927 nucleotides. The record is from the annotation of a GenBank genome assembly. Lineage: Eukaryota; Metazoa; Arthropoda; Insecta; Lepidoptera; Papilionidae.
AUGGUGGUGUAUGGUAAAUGUUGUGAGGAAGUGUCUAGCGCCAUUCAGUGCUCUGCCUGUCGUAAGUUCUUCGAUUACCCAUGUUCUGGGAUAACUGAAAUUGGCUAUCGCAAGCUAGGAGAUAGACAGUCAACGUGGCGCUGUGUUUACUGUAAGACGUCUCAACAAUCAACCCGGCCUGGAUCACCACCUCCUGAAACUACACGUCAACCUGCUCUUGAUAAUGUUAUGAUUGAACUGCAGAAGCUUUCGUGCCAAUUACUGCCCCUUCAAGAAGUCAUCAAUGAUAUUCGAAUAAUCAAAAACGAUAUUUCAGAUCUACGUAAAUCUAACAACAAUAUGCUAGAAAAGCUUGAUAGCUUUGAAAAAAGACUUCAAGUAGUUGAAAAUGCUGAGCAAAAAAUAACGUCUCUAAAGGAACAGAUGAAUAAGAUGGAAGCAGAAAUUAAUGAAAAAGAUCGGUGGCUCAAAUCAAAUAACGUUGAAAUCAAGGGAGUACCAUUUAAACCUGGUGAGAAUCUUUUUGAUAUUGUAACUAAAUUAGGAUCUAUAAUAACCUACCCUGUGUUGAAGAGUAACAUUAAUUAUGUAACACGUGUCCAGACGCGAGAUGCUGGGUCGAACAAGACCAAACCUAUUAUUCUUUCUUUUAUCAACAAAUAUAUGAAAGAAGACUUCAUCGCAGCUUCUCGCCUGAGUAAACAUAUUUCUACGGAAGAUAUUGGUCUAAAAGGAAACACCCGUAUUUACAUAAAUGAUCACCUUAGUUAUUCCAAAAAGAUGCUGUUGAAUAAAACUAAAACUGCUGCAAAGGAAAAAAACUACAAAUACGUAUGGGUCAAGCACGGGAAGAUAUUUGUGAGGAAAAUCGAUACAUCGCAAGUCUACAAUAUAAAAUCGGAAUCGGACCUAGUCAAGCUGCGUUAA